Messenger RNA from Oncorhynchus mykiss (rainbow trout), 2903 nucleotides. RefSeq lists its product as uncharacterized. The record is from RefSeq and is a predicted model, not a curated record. NCBI's taxonomy places the organism in Eukaryota, Metazoa, Chordata, Actinopteri, Salmoniformes, Salmonidae.
GCUGGCUGGUAACAGGAGAAAGCUGCCUCUCCCUCUAGCCAUCUAUCAGCUGCCUCUCUGUAGGCUAAAGCCAGGUAGGAGACUAGAAGGACAGGCUGGGUGUAUACUGCAACACAGUGGAGUACAGAGUUGCUACGUUUGAGAGUUGGUUUACAUAGUCAGUGCAAAUACCGUGUGGAGUAGAGAGGAGCUCAGUGGGAGUGGGAGAGACGCUUAACCACUCCAGACCAUGAACAUGGAGCAUCGGAGGUUCUCCCUCGACAGCUCAGUGUCCCUGAAGAAUGGUGGUGGAGGAGGUAGUCUGGGCCGUAGGAGAGGCAGCCGCAGUAAGAAGAGCAAAGAGAAGUGGAAGAGUCUAGAGGAGGCCCAGCUGGAGAUCCAGGAGCUGGGACACAGCCUGAACAGGAGCAACUCUCUCAGGUCAGAGACCAUAGAGGAGGAGAGCUUCCACCCGCCUGAUGGCGCCGUUGCCAAAAAUAGUUUUGUGAAAUACAACAAAACCUUCCACAAAUUCUUCCGAGACAUUCCUACAGAGGAGAAACUAACUCAUGUGUUCACCUGUGCCCUGCAGAAGGAGGUGUUGUAUCAUGGGAAGCUAUUUGUGUCUGUCAACUACGUAUGUUUUUACUCCUCCGUACUCCUCAAGGACACCAAGGUUGAGGUCCAUGUGUCCAGCGUAAAGGAAGUGAAGAAGCAGAACUCAGCCCUGUCUAUGCUCUCCAUCCGUACUACUGAUGGAAACAAGUAUUCGUUUGUGUCUUUGCGGAACCGGAGAGUGUGUUAUGAAAUCCUGCAGUCUGUGUGUUCACAAGCACAGCUGGGGGAGCAGGUGGAGAAUGGCAACAGCAGUCCCCACUUCUCAGGAGAGAACGGCGUUGAUGGCGUGGAUCGGGACACAAUCUCCAGCAAUUCCAGCCGGGAGGACAGUGUGGAGCGGAGCCUUCCUAUAGAGGCCGUCUACUCUGACCUGCCCAGCAGCGCUGACUCGUGGGUUUGGAUCGUCACUGAAAGGGUUAAAACCCUCCUACUUAUCAGAGAUAUGCGCAACCUCAAUGUCCUCCUAUCCAUCUGUCUGUUUCUGGCGGUGUUGCUAAUACUGUCAUCGGGGUACAUCGGUUUGCGGAUCGUAGCUCUGGAGGAGCAGCUGAGUUCUCUAGGAGCCCUGCCGGAGCUCUCCAUACACCUCAGAGAGGAACAGGAAACAGCCUGACGAGACCUACAGCCAGGGAGGAUUGGCCAUUUGGAUAUUCUGGCAAAUACCAGACGGGCUGGACCAUUUUUUUGUUGGGUGGGCUGGUUGAAAAUGGACACUUUUUAUUAUAUAUAUAUUUUUUAACGUUUGUUAAGAUAGAAAUUGUAAAAAAAAAUAACACUAAUAAUUCUGUUAUGCUAAUAUGCCCGGAGUAUACAAAACAUUAAGAUGGACCGGUCCGGUUUUCUGCUAGGCUGAGGUCACACAAACUCACAUUGAAAGUCAAACACAGCAUCAGCAAAGAUGACCUGCUUCAACUCUGUCAUCAGUUAGACAGCCAAGAUCAUGGAUCAUUAAAAAAAUGAAAAGGGUGCCUGUAAACGUAGAAAGAGCAUAUUCUACAUUGUCACUUCACUGAAAAACAUCUGAAUUUUGGGACAGCUAAAGAAAUGAUUUUGCCAAACAGUGAAGUGCAUUAUCCUCAUGAUUCCUGUAAUGAAAGUGUCUUCCCUAUGCCCUCGCUGGGGCCUACUGCUGUGGUGAGCGAGCCACUCUCCUCUCCUUCCACACACUCGAGAGAAACAUUUAUUCUGAUCAUAUAACAUUUCAAAAUGAAAUUGCGGGAAAAAAACACAGCUUUGGAAGCUUCAUCCAAUUGUCCCUGUCGAAGAGAGGAGGGUUUCAGCUUUCUGUCGGUAUAAUCUUUAUUUCUCAACUCUCAUUAGCAACUAUUUUACAAUCAAGACAUUUUAUAUGGCUUUGAGAUAUGGAGUGGAGUGUGCUCAAAACAUGCACCAGCAUAGGCCUCAUGGGUAGUAGCCUACAACUGGACGUUUUUUUAGGACAUUACAAUUACGGUUGGAUGAAUACAUGGCUACUAGCAGUGGGUAUCACAGGCGGCUGGGGGCACCUUAAUUGUGGAAGACGGCUCAUAGUAAUGGCUACAAUGGAGUUAAUGGAAUGGUAUCAAACAUAUCAAAAACAUUGUUGUUUCAAAGUGCUUGAUACCAUUCCAUUUACGGCAUUCCAGACAUCUUUAUGAGCCAUCCUCCCCUCACUAGCCUCCGGUGGUGGGUAAUAUAUUUAGAGUUUGAUCUAAUUAAUGCGUUUUGAGUUUCCACUUCCUCAGGUGUUGAACCACAAAUUAAUUAGCCUAUGAUUUUAGUUAGUGCACAUAAAACAUGUAAUUCAUCUCUGGAACAAACAAAAAAACGAAUAUGGAUAUUCUGGAAUCCUAUUUUGACAGUAAAAUAGCAACUAUAGUCUAAUUGUCAACCCAAAAUUCAUGACAAUCACUGGAUUUGCACAUCAAAAUAUCUUGAAUCAUGCUUAGACAUGUUUCUUGAGCUAGUGGCGUGCGCAGUGGUGGGCCAAUGUGAAUGAAAUAGCAGAGGAAAAUGAUUUUCCCAGUGCGGCCCUGCCUACAGUAGGAAGACUAAAUACCAAAGACACAGUACAACAAACUACAGUAUAUAAAGGGUCUCAAUUAAUAUGUAAUCUCAUGAGCUGGGCAAUUGUUAAUAUAUAUAUUUAUGUGGGUCCCCUGAUCAUUUGAGGAGACAGAUCACUUAAACCUCAAAUAUGGAAAACCUUGACUUCACACAAAGCAGCUUUUUGUUGUUGUUGCUAGCCUAUAUUUCAUAGGAUCUUUUUUUUUGUUGUUGCUAGCCUAUAUUUCAUAGGAUCUUUUUGUUGUUGUUGCUAGCCUAUA